Molecule: messenger RNA, 6609 nt
Organism: Felis catus (domestic cat)
Lineage: Eukaryota; Metazoa; Chordata; Mammalia; Carnivora; Felidae
Gene: ZKSCAN1
Product: zinc finger with KRAB and SCAN domains 1
Exons: 14
Coding region: 249-4946 (1565 amino acids)
Biological process (GO): central nervous system development; regulation of transcription by RNA polymerase II
Cellular component (GO): nucleus
Molecular function (GO): RNA polymerase II cis-regulatory region sequence-specific DNA binding; DNA-binding transcription factor activity, RNA polymerase II-specific
Source: RefSeq, a predicted model, not a curated record
AGGCGAGAUGCUGACACACUUCCUGUCUUUGUGACUCAUUGUGUCUGUGUCGAGGCGUCGGGAGGGCCUAGGUCCGUGUGCAGCGCCGUUCUGCCGGCCUGAGCCCCAGAGUCAGCUCCCCUUUCUCGCCCAGCGCCCCCAGGCUGCUCCCGGGGCUCACGGAACAAUACCGAAACAUAUCAGAAAACAUCUAGAACAGAAAGGAGAGCACAGACCCUGUUUGGAUCAAGUCAGCUCCCUGAGCCUGAAUGAUGACUGCAGAAUCCAGGGAAGCCACAGGUCUGUCCCCCCAGGCUGCCCAGGAGAAGGAUGGUAUCGUAAUAGUGAAGGUAGAAGAGGAAGAUGAAGAAGACCACAUGUGGGGGCAGGAUUCCAGCCUGCAGGAGACGCCACCUCCCGACCCAGAGAUUUUCCGCCAACGUUUCAGGCACUUCUGUUACCAGAACACUUUUGGGCCUCGAGAGGCUCUGAGUCGACUGAAGGAACUUUGUCACCAGUGGCUCCGACCAGAGAUAAACACUAAGGAGCAGAUCCUGGAGCUGCUGGUACUGGAGCAGUUCCUCUCCAUCCUGCCCAAGGAGCUCCAAGUCUGGCUGCAGGAAUACCGUCCUGAUAGUGGGGAGGAGGCCGUGACCCUUCUGGAAGAUUUAGAGCUUGAUUUGUCAGGACAGCAGGUCCCAGGUCAAGUUCAUGGGCCUGAGAUGCUUGCCAGGGGGAUGGUGCCUCUGGAUCCAAUGCAGGAGUCCUCAAGCUUUGACCUUCAUCAUGAGGCCACCCAGUCCCAUUUCAAGCAUUCAUCUCGGAAGCCUCGCCUCUUGCAGUCACGGGCUCUCCCUGCCACCCACGUUCCUGCCCCUCAUCACGAGGGGAGUCCCAGAGACCAGGCGAUGGCAUCUGCACUAUUCACAGCAGAUUCCCAGGCAAUGGUGAAGAUCGAGGACAUGGCCGUGUCCCUCAUCCUGGAGGAAUGGGGAUGUCAGAACCUGGCUCGGAGGAAUCUCAAUAGGGACAACAGGCAGGAGAAUUAUGGGAACGUGUUUUCCCAGGGUUGUGAAAACAGGAAUGAGAAUGAGGAGUCAGCCUCAAAGGCUGAAAACGCAGAAGACUCAGCAUCACGUGGGGAGACAACAGGAAGAUUCCAGAAAGAUUUUGCAGAGAAACGUGAACAGCAGGGCAGAAUAGUAGAAAGGCAGCAAAGAAACCCUGAGGAAAAAACCGGAAGAGAAAAAAGAGAUUCGGGGCCAGCUACAGUCAAGGAAAAAAAACCCACCACGGGAGAGAGAGGUCCAAGGGAGAAGGGUAAAGGGUUGGGAAGAAGCUUUAGUCUGAGUUCAAACUUUAACACCCCCGAAGAGGUGCCGACGGGAACGAAGUCCCACAGAUGUGAUGAAUGUGGAAAAUGCUUCACGAGGAGUUCAAGCCUUAUUCGCCAUAAAAUAAUCCACACUGGAGAAAAGCCCUAUGAAUGUAGUGAGUGUGGGAAAGCCUUCAGUCUUAACUCAAACCUUGUCCUGCAUCAGAGAAUCCACACCGGAGAGAAGCCUCAUGAAUGUAACGAGUGUGGCAAAGCCUUCAGUCACAGUUCAAAUCUCAUUCUCCAUCAGCGGAUCCACUCUGGAGAGAAACCUUAUGAAUGUAAUGAGUGUGGGAAGGCCUUCAGCCAGAGCUCAGACCUUACUAAACAUCAGCGGAUCCACACGGGGGAGAAACCCUAUGAAUGUAGUGAGUGCGGAAAAGCUUUCAACCGAAACUCAUACCUUAUCUUGCACCGGAGAAUUCACACACGAGAAAAGCCGUACAAAUGCACCAAGUGCGGCAAGGCCUUCACCCGGAGCUCGACCCUCACUCUGCACCACAGAAUCCACACGAGAGAGCGAGCCCCCGAGUACAGCCCCGCCUCCCUAGAUGCCUUUGGAGCAUUCCUGAAAAGCUGUGUGCGUGUAGCCCUAAAGAUCCAGAAACCCAAAGGAACCACUAUUCCUGCUCCACAUAGUCCCAUCCGUAGUGAGGCUGUUUCUGGAAUCUGUGUGAUGACCAAGGUUUUAGGCAUGGCUGCAGUUCGGGUUCCUCGGCCUCCACGGGAGAGGGGGCCUGUGGUGGUUAAAGAUGAGGAAGAGGAAGGGAAGUGCCUUCCUAGCCUGGAGGUGUUCCGCCAGCGCUUCCGGCAGUUUGGGUACCAUGACACACCUGGCCCCCGGGAGGCCCUGAGCCAGCUCCGGGUGCUCUGCUGUGAGUGGCUGAGGCCCGAGAUCCACACCAAGGAGCAGAUCCUGGAGCUGCUGGUGCUGGAGCAGUUCCUGAGCAUCCUGCCCCAGGAGCUCCAGGCCUGGGUGCAGGAGCACUGCCCGGAGAGCGCUGAAGAGGCCGUCACUCUCCUAGAAGAUCUGGAGCGAGAACUGGACGAGCCAGGGCAGCAGGCCUCACCGCCUCCAAAUGAGCAGAAACAGAUGUGGGAGAAGAGGUCCUCUUCAGGAACGGCAAAGUUUCCAAGCAGUGUGCAGCCCCAGUCUGUGGAGACCAGUCACAGAUGCGAAGCUUGGGAGCCCUUGUACAUUCAGGAGACUGGGGAAGAGCAGGAUUUCACUCCAGAGCUGAAACAGAGUCAAGAUCAUAAAUCAAACACCCAGAAUGAGGAAUCAACAGAGAAGCAGAAAAGUUCUGAAGAAUCUCAAGAAUUCAAAAGGGAUAUUAUUCCUGUGAUUAUUACCAGUAAAUGUGAGUCCAGGUUAGAAAGGCAGUGGGUAAACCUUGAAAAGGAAAGAGGAACAAAAACUCCUCUCCUAGACAAAGGUUCUAAGAAAGGCAGAGAAUUGAUUCCCGCUAAACCUACCCCAGGAGAGAGGCGUUACAUUUGUGCCGAGUGUGGAAAGGCCUUUAGUAAUAGCUCAAAUCUUACUAAACACCGGAGAACACACACUGGGGAGAAACCGUAUGUGUGCACCAAAUGUGGGAAAGCUUUCAGCCACAGUUCAAACCUCACCCUUCAUUACAGAACACACUUGGUGGACCGGCCCUAUGACUGUAAGUGUGGGAAAGCCUUUGGUCAGAGCUCAGACCUCCUUAAACAUCAGCGAAUGCACACUGAAGAGGCACCAUAUCAGUGUAAAGAUUGUGGGAAAGCUUUCAGUGGUAAAGGCAGCCUCAUUCGACACUACCGGAUACACACUGGGGAGAAACCUUACCAGUGUAACGAGUGCGGGAAGAGCUUUAGUCAGCACGCGGGUCUUAGUUCACACCAGAGACUCCACACUGGAGAGAAGCCAUAUAAAUGUAAGGAGUGUGGGAAGGCCUUCAACCACAGCUCAAAUUUUAAUAAACAUCAUAGAAUCCAUACUGGGGAGAAGCCCUAUUGGUGUAAUCAUUGUGGAAAAACCUUCUGUAGUAAGUCCAAUCUUUCCAAACAUCAGAGGGUCCACACUGGAGAGGGAGAAGUGCUUUACGGGUCGGCUCGGGACCCUAGUCGCUGGGGCAAGGUGCGCUCUCCCCUGCCUUCGGCAGCUCGUGGGGGACCCCGGCCGCCCCCACCGCCUGCUCGGGGUCAGCAGCACCCGAGCACGCUCUCAGAGGCCGAGACCAGAGACCCAGAGCUUCUGGCCCUACCGAUGGAAACUCAGGCUGAUUGCGUAUCUCAGGAACCUCAGCCCCUGCUUGAGAGUGCUCUUCCUUCCUCAAAAGUUCCUGCGUAUUCUGACAAGGACAGCCUGGGGGAUGAGAUGUUGGCAGCUGCACUGCUAAAGGCCAAGUCCCAGGAGCUGGUGACAUUUGAGGAUGUAGCUGUGUACUUCAUCCGAAAGGAGUGGAAGCGUUUGGAGCCUGCUCAGAGGGACCUCUAUAGGGAUGUGAUGCUGGAGAAUUAUGGAAAUGUGUUCUCGCUGGAUGGUGAGACCAGAACUGAGCACGAUCAAGAAAUUUCUGAAGAUACAGGAUCACGUGGGGUGCUGUUGGGAAGAUUCCAAAAGGAUAUUUCUCAGGGUCUUAAGUUUGAAGAAGCCUAUGAACAAAAAGUCAGUCUAAAGAGGCAAAUGGGGAACUCCUCUGGAGAAAGAUUGAAUAGGAAGAUAGAAGAUUUUGGUCAAGUGACAGUUGAGGAAAAGCUAAGCCCUGCAGGAGAGAGAAGUGAGAAAUAUAAUGAUUUUGGGAACAGCUUCACUGUGAGUCCUAACCUCAUUUCGCAUCCGAGACUUCCUAUGGGAGACAGACCCCAUAAGUGUGAUGAAUGUAGCAAGAGCUUUAAUAGAACUUCAGACCUUAUUCAACAUCAGAGAAUCCACACGGGGGAGAAACCCUACGAAUGUAGUGAGUGUGGGAAGGCCUUCAGCCAGAGCUCACACCUUAUUCAGCAUCAGAGAAUCCACACCGGAGAGAAACCUUACGAAUGUAAUGAUUGUGGGAAGACCUUUAGUUGCAGCUCUGCCCUCAUUCUGCAUCGGAGGAUCCAUACCGGGGAGAAGCCCUAUGAAUGUAACGAAUGUGGGAAAACCUUUAGCUGGAGCUCUACCCUCACUCAUCAUCAGAGAAUCCACACUGGAGAGAAACCGUAUGCUUGCAAUGAAUGCGGGAAGGCUUUUAGUAGGAGCUCCACCCUCAUCCAUCACCAGAGAAUCCACACUGGAGAGAAGCCCUAUGAAUGUAACGAGUGUGGGAAGGCCUUCAGCCAGAGCUCACACCUCUAUCAGCACCAGAGAAUCCACACUGGAGAGAAGCCCUAUGAAUGUAUGGAAUGCGGAGGAAAGUUUACCUAUAGUUCAGGCCUUAUUCAGCAUCAAAGAAUCCACACAGGGGAGAAUCCCUAUGAAUGUAGUGAGUGUGGGAAAGCCUUUAGGUAUAGCUCAGCCCUUGUUCGCCAUCAGAGAAUUCACACUGGAGAGAAGCCUUUGAAUGUGAUGGGAAUGAGCAAAAGUUCUCUCAGAGUUACUGCUGAAUUAAAUAUCCGAGAGUCUACAUGAAAGACAGCCACACACCUGUUUUCCUCACUUCCUCUGAGUCUAAAGAGCUCCUGCCUUACUAUAUGAGUAUGAAUAACUUAGAAUGUAUCCCUUCCGACUCAACCCUUUCACUUUAGAGAAUGGGGCAAAUUGGGCAAAUCCUCCUGGCACAGUGAUGAAGCUACCUAGUCUGUUUCCCCAAGAAUGACACCAGGUGGCGAGCGGCAGGUUAAGUGCUGCGAAUGAGAGGGAGGCUCUGGGACUUAUCACCUUCCAUUCUGGAAGGGAGUUUGCACUAGACCAUUUCUUUCACACCAGAGGAGCCUUUCUUUCCAAGGUGGGGAAUGGAAGCACAGUAGGAAUAAAAUUCCAAGGAUUCCUGUAGUCGGGAGUCAGUAUAGUCAGCACAGAAGGCAGUGGAAAGAAUGUUCUGAGUCCUAUUUGAUAAGGGGAAAUGGAGGCUGUAUUUCAAAGCCACUGUUCCUAAUCCAGCUUUAAGUUUUGAUAAGGAAUGUGCUAUUUUUUUUUGUUGUCUCAUGACUUCAUUAAUUAUGGAAAAACUUGGUGCUGAGGGAUGUGUUAUUUUAUUGGGGGGGGGAACCCCAAGAGGUUUUCUGUGGUAACUAUUUUGCAGGGCUCUUGGAGCAGCAAGCCCAGGUUUCCAAGAGCAGCAAGGCAGGCAGUUUUGUUGGAGAACUCCUUGUACUUCCCUCCUGUGAUAGAUAUGGUUGCGAAAUCCAUCCGAAUACCAGUAAGUCUAACGGAGAGGAGCAGAAGCGUUUGGCAUUGGCCUGGUUUCCUUCCUGCUCUCUCCCUGUUCCUCUCCCCACUCCUGUGUUGCAAAGCAAUUUAAUCCAAACCCCCAGUUACUAGGAAUGCUUUUAUGGAGCUCACUCAGCCAGCUUGCCCUGCCCUCUGUCCCCUGUGACCUAUGACACCUGGCCCCAGUAGCCGGAUCCCUCCUGACCCCACUUCUGACUUCAGCAGCCAAGUAUGAAUGCAAAGAAAAAGCAAAGCCCAGAGAAGGGAGUCUCUGGCCUGACUGGGCCGCGUUGCUGGGUUAGGAUGGAGCUCCCGAGUUUCCCAGCUGAAGGGAUGAUCUUUGGUUCUGUCUUCCCAAUCCUGCUCAUCCUGUAGCAUAAAUGAAGUGCACUAUUAAACAGAAUAGUUUCUUAGAAGGAGAGAUUGAGUGUGUUUUUGUGCAGGAGCACAAAUUUAUUUCAGUUAAAAUAGGAAACAGUGACUAUAACUGGAAUCUUUAAAGAUGAAUCUUUAAAAUUUUUUACAGAUGACUAUUUUUCUUUCAGUCACAAACACAUGACCUCUUUCUCUCAAGACUCCAGGUACUGCCACAGACUCCCAUUUACACAGCUGCUCCCAUCUCAUACCCACACGUCGGAUUUUGUGUGCCGUGUGCUCUUAAGACCAGCAACCAAAACUAGAAAGGUGUUACCGGGUGUGGGGCCCCUGACAAGUGUGUACAUUGUUGGGUAGCAAUGGGCAUGUGUAGACUUCUUCUUUGGGCGCUUGGUGGGAGGGUGUUCCAGUCACGAGAAGGAAGGUUGAAAUGAAAGUCUUAUGCAAAAGAUGAGGAAGUGUCUGGAACUGGCCUCUAAAAAACUUGGGAGCAUAUAUUGUGAUCACCUAAUAUAUUUUUAAUUUCUUAAAGCUAUAAUGAAACUCA